AUGUCUCACACACAAGAAAUAUCUGACAUAAUGACUAUAUGGCAGUCAAAGAAAUUAAGAAAAGAGGACAUCACCUUCACGAAAGCGGCCAUCUCCUUGAAUACGAACGACCCUUUGGUGGUAGCACGACCAGGUUUAAAUAAUUCGAAAUGGAUAGUCUGUGACACUGUCACAGGGAAAGUGGCUGUACUAGUACACGCGGGUAUAUGGAAAUGGACUACUGACCUCGAAACCGGAAAUUUUGUACCGUAUGGAGAGGAGGCACCCGAAGGCGUACCUGACGGGCAAAUUCAAGAUGAACCAUCGUUUAAAUGUAAAUUUAGUUACGCCUUCGACACAUCCCGCGAUACUAGCAUAUGGGACAAUAUCAAGAUUUUUGAAGAUCAUGUAUGCCGUCAACCUGGAUUUAACAAAGGGAACAGACCUCGUAGACCAUGGCAGAACGGUCGCAGCUCGACUAAUAGAGAUAAAUAUAUCAUUAACACUCGAGUUUUCGCGAACCGUUCAGCAUUCAAUACCAAAGAGGGUGGCGAAUAUAAAGUCCCUUAUGAAGUUCACCCUUGGCUGAAGGAAGGCAUAACACGAUUCCCUGAAGCUCAUCAAAUACCGAACCCAGACAGACCGAAAUACUUUGAAUUUACGGAAAAUCGAAUUAGCAGUCUUGCGGACUCUAACGAACCUACCUUCAAGCAAGGAGACAUUAUUUGGAUGACAUUCAAGCUAGGGUUUGUUGUUACUGGUGGCUAUUGGUGGCCGGAAAUCAUUCCUAUAGAAUUUGUAAGGGUAGGGAAAUUACCGGAGCAAAUACAUUCUAAAGCCGAUCAUUCACUCUUCCCAUCCGUUGACGAGUCGUUCAAUUUACUUUGCGCCGGGGACAUCGUCGAGUUCACAGAUGAUCAUUCUCCUAGACCAGUAAAACGGAUUAGGUUGCAUGAUUCAUACAACCAAGAAGAAGACUCCUAUCGAAGGAAAGGUCAUGUCGAGAAAGAGGAAGACAUCAAUAUGAACGACGAACCCGUGUUAGAUGACGACUACGUGCAUGUUGAUGCACCUGAAACCAAUUCCAAAAACCGGCUUCGAUCGGGUAGAGGAGGAAAAAAUACUAAUCGUUCUUAA
Psilocybe cubensis is the source of this 1116-nucleotide messenger RNA. RefSeq lists its product as uncharacterized. The transcript has 5 exons. The record is from RefSeq and is a predicted model, not a curated record. Lineage: Eukaryota; Fungi; Basidiomycota; Agaricomycetes; Agaricales; Agrocybaceae. Bases 1 to 1116 code for a protein of 371 amino acids.